Trichoderma reesei QM6a is the source of this 4398-nucleotide messenger RNA. RefSeq lists its product as uncharacterized. Bases 1 to 4398 code for a protein of 1465 amino acids. The record is from RefSeq and is a predicted model, not a curated record. The transcript has 5 exons. Lineage: Eukaryota; Fungi; Ascomycota; Sordariomycetes; Hypocreales; Hypocreaceae.
AUGGAUCAGCGCUGUGGGCGGUUCGUUCAGGGCCAUCGCCAGGCACAGGCACAGGCACAGGCACAGAGGCUCAGGCACGAGGUACCGGUACCUGGGCCGGGCCAAUUGGAUGCACCACCACGGCCUGACCUGCGUUUCCGCAACUCCCACGCUUGCCUCCCCACGAUCCACAGCGCCAGGGACGUCCAAAUCCCCGAUAGUAUUCCCAGUCGAGGACCAGCAGCGAUUGAAGGACAGCACGACACCGCACCGCACCGCUCAGCACAGGCCCGUUGCUGGGAGUGCUGUCGAUCCGCUGAGUGGCCUCUCUCUCUCUCUCUGUCUCUCCUCCUUCGCAUCAGCCUCGUGAGCACCGCAAAGACAGAAGAACCCGCCAUUGUCUCGAGGUCAUGGCCGGCUGCCACACGCGCGCAAUACAUCCAAUCCCACGACUGCGACCCCCGACCCACGCUGUACGACCAGCGCCAGAGCAUGCAGCAACCGCCCUCCUUAGUUGGCGACCGCAGCAUCACCGGCCUGGGAGACGCAGCCAGCCGACCAAAUCUCUCUUCAUCCUCGCCUACCGUCACCAGCGCGCCCUCGGCACCGACAUCGCCACCGCCGCGGCCGCCAAUAUCGCUGAAUCCCCCGUCGCGAGAGCCUCCUGGCGUCGAGCCCGUGCUCCGCAUCACGCCAGUCCCGCGCUCCGUCUUUGCCUCUGUCCACCAGCCGCGCAAGUCGUCGCUGGUCCAGACGUCGCACGUCCUGCCCUCGCCCAGGACCGCCGCCGCAGCUCACCAUCACCAUCCCGUCUCGCAUUCCGCCUCUGGCAGCAGCGGCAGCAACGGCAGUGGAAGCGGCAGUGGCAGCGGCAGCGGCAAUCUGCUGCGUCAAACGCAUCGCGACACCGUGCACCCCCCCGUCAAGCGGCCAUCCACCCCGUCGUCGCAUCCCACCAGGGGCGCCAGCACCGGAGCAUCGCCGCAGCAGGGCGCCAGCUCCCGAAACCGCUCGUCGACGUCGCCCGUUUCGUCCCCGGCGAGUCGCACGCCUCCUUAUGCAUCUCGUCAGGCCUCAGUUUCCCAUUCCCGCCAGCAGCACAACCACCAUCAUCAGCACCAACACCAGCAUUACCACUCCCACACCAGCUCGACUACCAGUCGCGCCAGCAUCGAGGCCGUAGUCGGUGCCGUCCCCGAUCCCUCAGGUCACCGAGCGCCGCCGAAACCCCGUCGACCGGAUCGCAACCACUUUGGCGCGUCAGAUCGCAGCGCAACUCCCACCCUGUCGCACUUCAUGAGGGCAGAGUCGAGCAUGUCCAUGAGACAUUACGAGAGCGGCCCCUUACGCUCCAUGUCGCCGAACCCCUACGGAACCCCUGCCGCCACCACGACGUCGUCCACUGCCAGAAUGCCGCACGAGCAGAGCCACGAUCCCUACGCCCCUCGCGGCCACUCUCGCGAUCACUCGGGGAAGAGCAGCAGAGACAUGGGCAAGCCCCGAGCUCAGAAGAAUCCCUCACAGAAGGCGAUGCUCUCCCGUGCCCUGCAAAAGGCCAACACCGCAGUUCAGCUCGACAAUGCUCAGAACUUCGAAGGCGCUCGAGAAGCGUACGCCGAGGCUUGCGACUUGUUGCAGCAGGUGCUUGACCGAACACCGGGAGAUGAGGACAAGCGGAAGCUCGAAGCCAUUCACCAAACUUACACCAGCCGCAUCGAUGAGCUGGAUCAGUUGGGCCCUUGGCAGGUUGAGACCGUCAAGGCUCUGCCGGCGCGGCCAGAGAGCGAGGAGUACAGCGCGUCCAUAUUCAUACCCCAGGAUUACGACAUGGGCGAUGAAGCUCCCAGGAUUGAGACGGCACGGGUGGUGAGCUACAUCGCUGGAGACAACGCGUCUCCCUUUGCAGCAGCGCCCAACCAGUGGCAGCAGUCGGGAGGUCACACGGCAUCUGAACGGCUGCAGCCCAACCGCGGUCUGGAACCGGGUCUGCUACAGUCGUCCUUCUCUCGGGCCCCGAGGUCGCCCAGGCGGCUGCAGUCCACCGAUGAUCUUCGCGCACAGCAUCAGGAGGGCCAGUAUGCGCCUCCCCCACUCUCGCCUCGCUCGCAGUCGCCGGUAAAGACGCAUGACCAUGACGACGACAUGUUUGCCGAACUGCCACCACACGAGCCCUAUCAGUACCAGCAAGAGCACGACCAUCAAGACCACCAUCAAGACUACCAUCAACAUCACCGCCAUCACAACCACCACCAUCACGAACGACAGCCCAGCGAGACUGUCCUAUCCUCAUACGAGCUCCAGGGUCAUGUGGAUGGAGGAAUCCAAAACUCAUGGCUAGAUCCAAUUGACGAGUCGGGAGGCUCAACAGCGUCGUCUGUACACUCACGCACCUCUUCGCUUGGCUACCGUCGACGCCAUAUCCGGGCCGUGAGCGGGAACACCGAGGCCGAGUUUGACACGGCGCUGGACGCUGCUAUCGAGGCUGCCUACGACGACGGCUACGAGCCCAUGGACUCUGUAGACUAUGGGACCAUUGAUGCUGGGGGGGACAAUAGCAUGGCAGGCGUAUUGCACAAGGUGGAGAUGGCGCGCGAACGAGCGAGACAGACGGAGCAGGAAGCCUAUGACGAGCUGGCCAACCUCCGACAGGCGCACUCACAGAAUCCGCAGCACCAGCAGGAGGAGGACAGGUAUACUGCCGAGGGAUUCUACGAGGACGACUCGUCUGAAGAGGAGGAGAGACUAUUGGACGAGAUUACACGCGACUUUGCCAUUGAGGACUUUACCAUGGAAAACCCGAAUGGCACACAGGUGUCAGCUAGGCAGCAGGAUGCAUGGAACGAGGACGAGACGAGGCCGGAUUUCAUCUCGGGCGUCCGAUCCUUUUCUGCCCUGUCGCAGAGGCCACCCAUUCCUCAGGCCUACGCCGCCAACGCCUCGCAGCCAGCAGCCCCCCCUCCGACAUCCGCAUUGCCAGACCUGCCACCAGGACGCCCUGGUCAAAAUCCAAAGCAACUCAAGAUCGAGACGGCAAACAUUGUACAAACCCAGAAGUCGGUCUAUGACGACGACGAAAUCUCCCCAAGCACGCAAGAGCCGCCGCCCGAGACGCUCGUCCGGACGGCGAGCGCGCAGCCUGUAAGGCCACCGAUACCGACAGAAAGCUUCCCAUCCGAACUCAGUGCUCCCGCAUCGCCAACCGCCAAGAAGAGGCUUCUGGAAGGAGAGAAUGUGCUGAAUGCCUCGCCUUCUAUCCACAGGCUACGGAAGAACUUUUCGUCUUCUAGCUUGAGGAGCAUGAAGAACAGGAACAUGUCCGUCUCACAUUUGGACGACAGCUCGGAUGCUUCCCCCGGCACCCCCCUGAAUGACCCCUUCAACAAGGCACCUGCCGUGCCCGUGCCCGCGCUGCCGACCCCCUUGCUCGCGUCGUUCAAAGAUCAUAUGGAGGCAGCGGCCGGUGUUGGCUUCCACCUGUUUGACGACGAGUUUCAUGCAGCGGCGGCUGCCGGCCCCCAAAGCCCGCAGAGUCCCAGAAGUCCCGUUGUUGUCUCCAUGGACGUCCCUGUGCCUCUGGAACCCUGUCCAAACGACUUCAUGCUGCGACCGUUUUGGCUGAUGCGAUGCCUAUACCAGACACUUGUGCAUCCCAAGGGUGGCUACAUCAGUACGAAGCUAUUCGUGCCGCGAGACGUCUGGCGGGUCAAAGGUGUCAAGAUCAAGAACGUGGAGGACAAAAUUGCCAACUGCGACUUUUUGACUGCAGCCCUGCUGAAGCUGUCCAAAGUGGACACUCUGGAUGCGGAUGCCGUGCUGGAGGAGAUGCAAGCCCUCGAGGGCAUUCUGGAGCAGAUACAGCCGGUCCUGGCCCGAAAGCUUGGAAACGAAGUGGGCGUUCAAGGUUCCGGUCUGCUGUUCAAAGACGCCUCGAUGAUGGAAGGAGACCCCGGUUCAGCCGUGCCGCGAUCAGGAAGUGUGUCUGGCAAGGCGUCUGCGUUUUCCUGGCGACGGCUUCGGCCAAAGACGUCGGGCGUCGGGCUGGGAGGGUCGUACAGCAGCCGCAACGCCAGUGCUGAGACGAAGGAGGCCUCAACGCUGGCAACGGUGCCCAUGACGCCGAAACCGACAAGCCGUUCGGCCAAGCGAGACGUGAGCCAGGUUCAGUUCAUCGGGCCCAAUGCGAGCUACAUGGGCUCUCUCGCGCGCUUGUUUGACGCUGCGCAGGCAGUUGAUCAAAUUGCAAGGCAGGUCGACGACCCCGGUUUGCGGCUUGCGGACAAGACUCAGGUCGGCUUGGAGCUCUGCACCCGGCACGCCGCUGAGUUCUUUGGCUUUUACAUUUGCCGAUUCGUCUUGGCCGACCUCGGCCUGUUGCUGGACAAGUUCCUCAAACGAGGAAGCGAAUGGGUCAUGACAUGA